UCGUCUUAACUAUAACAGUAGCUACUCUAUUAGGUGCAGGUCUGUUUGUACAGUAUAUGCUAUUGCACAGUGAUGGCGACGGCGAUGGCCGAGAUCGAGCCCAUUAGUGUUCCAAGGUGGGCGGGGCUCGUUCACUGCAAAAAGCUGGGUGGAGCUCAAGACUGUACUAACUGUGCUGGAUGCAGUGACCACAUCACCACCAGCUAUAAAAGUCACUAUGAGGGCAAGAGACCAGCAGCCAGGAUGCCAUUGAGGCCUUCUUCCCUCACCAGGAAGCACAACCCUCAACCAAGACAUGUAUUCUUGCUCAGGAGAGCAGUGCCCAAUAAGCCUGUCUGCAAUGUAUGGACUAAGACUACUCCACCAACAAAAACUGUGGAGGAACCUAUAGCUACCGAGUCUUCAGUGGAUCUCACUAGGCCUAGUAAGACUCAGUUGACCAGUGCCAAGAGCUCCUACAAGAAUACCGAUGGUCACCUAAACUUCCAGAGCAUUCCAACACGGUUUGGUUCCAACAAGCUGAAGAUGGUACCAGCUAAGGGAAUCGUCCCAACGACUUGUGCGUUGACCACAGAUUCUAAAAUUGAUACUACUGAGCCAUUUCCCUCCAUACCCGAUGAGCCUCUCAAUAAGGCCAUCCAAGGUGGAAAAAGAAAGCUGAAUGCAUCAUACGUCCUCAACCAACACCUCAUAGGAUAUGAUGCUAUGAAAGACGUGAAGGCACGUGCGCAAGCUGGCAAGGAUGACCGCUUUUCAUUUUUGUCAAGAACCUCCAGAAAAAAGCAUGUUCCAACUCUCAAGUCCAACUUAUCAGGGAGCAGUAUAGCAGUGAGAAGUAACAAAAAGGCAGCUCCAAGAGUGGCCAAGGUGCACUGGAAUGAAGUGGUGGAAUCUUGCACUCCCAAGCCGACCUGGAUGUACCUAUAACAAUAGAUAAUAAUUAUACAUAACACUUGUGUGUAUUCAAUCACUAUCUU
This is a messenger RNA of Halichondria panicea, 977 nucleotides long. RefSeq lists its product as uncharacterized. Lineage: Eukaryota; Metazoa; Porifera; Demospongiae; Suberitida; Halichondriidae. The record is from RefSeq and is a predicted model, not a curated record. The transcript is spliced from 4 exons. Bases 73 to 927 code for a protein of 284 amino acids.